Molecule: messenger RNA, 6848 nt
Organism: Brienomyrus brachyistius
Lineage: Eukaryota; Metazoa; Chordata; Actinopteri; Osteoglossiformes; Mormyridae
Product: sodium-coupled neutral amino acid transporter 3-like
Exons: 16
Coding region: 3846-5318 (490 amino acids)
Biological process (GO): L-glutamine transport; serine transport; glycine transport
Molecular function (GO): glycine transmembrane transporter activity; L-glutamine transmembrane transporter activity
Source: RefSeq, a predicted model, not a curated record
GGGGGGAAAAAAACCGUACUUAUAUAAUGCCAGCAAUCCUUUACUACAUUUGCCACGCGGGUCGUAAAGGGAAAUAACAGCUCCUAUCAGAAAACGAGAUUUUUUUCAAAAAUUGUCGGGCGGUAAGAAUUCUAGAUAUUAUUUUUAUCUUUCUUUUUUCUUUGAGAAACUUAGAAUAUUCUGUGUGACUGUGUGACUGAAGUGUGCGUCUGACUGAAGGAGCGGCACAUUAAGUGUCAUGUCAGGUAAUUGGCUGUUUUAAAUUGUUUUUACUGUUACAGACGAACCCGUAAGACACAAUACAAAUGUACACGGAUCUCAUCCUACGGCUAUGGAAAGUUUGAAUAGGGCUUUGACAAAGAAAUUCAGUGUUUGUAUUUAAUGUUUUAUGAUUCACAGAAUUAGUAAAAUAACGACUCGAGCGGCUGCUAUGAGAGGCCGUAAUAAAGAAUGUUGUUUUAUGUUUUUUCACGCGACACAUCUGGAUCUCCAUGGCAUUCAGAGAAUUGUGUUUUGUGUGCGAGUGAGAGAUAAAGAGGGCGUAUUUUGGACCACAACACGUAUCUGAAGGGCACAGGUUUGAGGUUUUAGCUGUUGCAUUAUGGACUACGGUGCAUAUGAUGCCUUCUGUAUGUAUGGAUAAUGAUAUGAAAAUAUCCGUGAAUUCUAUCAUUCCCCACCACUUUCCUACCAGCAUCUGCAGGAAAGAGUCACCAUUGUGUGUUCUGAGCACUACACUCACAUUUUCACUUGCAAUUAACCCCUGAUAAAUAAUUCUGCGACCGAUAUGUGCAGCUCACAACCAGUGUUAAUCUUUAGAAAUUGCAAAAUGGGGGGGAAUGUGGAUUUAAUGUUUUGGGUCAUUUGCAGAAAGCAGUUCAGAUUAGGUCACGCGCAGAGCUUGUGCUUGACACCGCAUUCACACAAAGUAGCCCUUGAUUAUUAUGGCAUUUGGUUUGAGAGGAAUCAUAGUCAUAGUUAUAAUCAUACUUUACUGCACAAGCCAUUUUAUGCAAUUAUUGAGUGUAUUACUAUAAUAAGCUUUUAAAAACAUAGUUUACUGUAUUUGAAAUUUGCACAUGUCUCCUGAAUUAGUCCCUGAAAUAACAAUCCCUGAAAUGUACUUUCACAAACUUUUUUCACCUUUCUGUACAUUUAACAUGCUGGAUCGAUCUAUCUAUCUGUCUGUCUGUCAUAUUUCUUUCCAAUAUCUCUGGGUGUCUACUUAUUAUUCUCAUGGCAGGCCCAUCAAUAGCACCUGUCUCUCUCUCCUCUACACACUCUGACAAUUUCCAAGUAUAUAUUGCUUGAGGGUUGAGUAGGAGGGGCAAUGUUGUGUAGGAGGGCUUUAUGACAAGGGGUAGGAGGGGUAUAUAGUGAGAGUCAGAUAAUAGCAGGCCCCUCUAUAUAAACCCCUCUGACAUUGCCACGCCCACUCGGUAUUACCCCUCCCACUCCACAUUAAGCUCCUGGCUGCAGGGAUAUGCCUCCGAUAAUUUCUGUACUUCACAGUUAAUUACAAUGACCUGCCACCAGGGGGUGCAUUCUCAUUGGAAUUUUUAAGGGAUCAUGAAGAAAAAAAUGGUAAAUUUUGGUAAACCUGAGUCACUGUGGUUAGCAAUGAGUUGUUAGAUAAUGGAGCUUAUUGAGGGGAUGUUCGAUAUGGAGAUGGUUCCUUAAAGUGAUUCCAGCCCUGGUGGCUGAAUGACAGUUGGGCAGCCACUGUACAGAAUAUAUUCUAGCCGUGUGUGUUUACUGGGGAACGCAUGCCUGAGUUUAUCCAGCGUGGCUGCUUGCCGUCUGGAUCGCUGCGGGGACACAUUGACCACAGCUAAGACGUGCAGGCUAGCGCUGCCUCUAUGAGCACAUGCUCCUCACUGGUAAUUAUGUAUGUAGGUGUUUUUUUCAUCCAAGUGGUUAAGUAAGUAAUUGGCCUAAUUAUUCCCCUACAUGAACCAAUUGUCUUCAGAAUGGAGGCUGUGUGCAUUAGAACAACUCUGAGUGUCUGUGGUCACGCUACCUCAUCUGACCCCCGAGAUUAUACAUAUCCAGUGUGGAUGCAUCCUGUUCUUUUUUUUUUGUCAGGUAAUACUUGUUCGAGUGAUAUUUCUUGAUUUUUAUAGGUCCGAUUGACAGCUGUGUUCUCCGACAUAACGAGCUGCAGACAUCCUUUUUAUUUUUAGUGAUUAUUAUUCAGGGUGCUGAAAGCUUCCUGGGCCCUCAGUUCGUAACACAGUCCUCUUACAGACCAACAUUAACUGAAUGGAUACAUGUAUUAUCCGGUAAACUGGCAAAUGGAAACAUUACUUCCAUCCAGUUUACUGGAUGACGUGGCACAGAGGCCCCAGUGCUCAAGUAGAGAACAGGAGUCAUGUGUUGAGACAAACCAGACACAGGGGGACCAGAGUGUGUUAAGGAAGCAGCCUCUGCUCAAAUAAACAGGGACUGAGCUCAUGCCCCACAACCAAACAGGCUGUGUACAUUGUGCACUGCGCAAGGGCCAGACUGCUCUCCUCAUGUGGCAAUUUAGCCUAAUUUAUUUUUAUGUGUGAGGGUGGAAAAUUGGCGUGGAGGCUGUGGGAAAGGUGUGCUGUUUAUUUCUGCAUAUUUAGGUAUGCAGUUUGAUUAGAUGGGUGUAUUUCGCAGGAAUCCUUGGCUUAUGUGACACUGUGACGUAGCACAAUACAGCUGGCUGUCUGCUCAGGCUGUUUUGUGUCCUGUGGCUCCCAAGUGGUAGAUCUGACACAUAGCAUGGUGCCUGGGAGACUCCGGAUUACAGAGCUGACAUGUGCUUAGGAUUUAAUGAGUGCAGAAUGUACUUUUACUGAGGGGUGAGUGAGCGUUUGGAAAAAACAUAGAUGAGCAUGAUGGUAAACUGCAAGAUAAUUCGCCCUCUAUUUGAAAAAGUGAAAUAAUCCCAAAACAGUGUUCUGCUGUAAAAUCUGUUUACAGGAUGAUUCGCUGGGAAAGGGCCGGUGUCUCAUUCAUAAUGUAAUAGAACAACCCAGAAUCAUACUUUUCUAAUUUGGGCCAAGUUAACACACAUCACCAUGGGGUCCACAUGGCCCACCUGCUGUGUGUUCUGGUAAGGUAUGAGUUCGGCCAUCCUUCCAUCGCCUUCUACCUGUGUGACCACCCUUAAAAAGAACUGAUCUCUUAAGCUAAUUACCUACUCAGAGACUCUAAUCGCCCACCUAGUCUCAAAUGCCCAGCUGUCUUUGUAAAUAAUCCCUGAAGCGACACAACAAAUUGUCUGCUUCUUUGUUUAAAUCAAAUUGUCUUAAAUUUUUUUUUGGGUGCUUUUCACUUACGUCGUGCUAUUUUGGGAUACAUUGUAUUUGAGGGACCCUUCAUCCUUUUAGAUGUACAUCACUUUUGAGCGGUUUAGCUAAGAUUCCUUCCUUUUUACGAGUAGAAUAGCACAAUACUUAAAAAUCACAUAGAUCAAUUGGGAGAAAAGGAGUUAAGAUCUUAAGCUCUUCACUCCCUCUCUCUCUCUCUCUCACUCACACACACUCUCUCUGUCUGUCUCUCUCAAGCGUACCCCUUAAUCUCACUUUCACUCUUCCCCUUGGGCAUGCAUGUGGGUGUGUGUACGCUACGGACAAUAAGGAACAAUUAAAUAAUUUAACCUCGCUGGAGAUCAGUAUGGUCACUGUAAUGUGGCUGGAGGAGUUACAAGUUAUUAAGAAUAUAUGAAAGAGUCACGAAUCCGGGUCCAAGCCCAGCUGCGCUCAGAAAGGCCCCACCAGGUCUGAGACCAUCUAAGUUUCCCUCAGAGCCAGGAAACCCUCCUGCCAGGGAAAUUAGUAUCAGAGGACCUGAUUGGACCCAGUAUCCACAUCAUGGAAUUGGAAAAGCUUUCGAAUGGCAUCCAUCACCCUGAGCAUGUGACCAUUGAACCUAGGUGUACAGAUGAAGAUGUGAUUGUUUUGGCAAGGUGUGAUGGUAUCAAAGCCAGUCCAGAAGAACGUGAGGAGUUCCUACCUCAGAAGCCUGAUGAGCAAAACCAGUUUACUGACUUUGUUGGAAAGACCUCUUUGGGAAUGUCCAUCUUCAACCUCAGUAAUGCCAUCAUGGGUAGUGGAAUUCUGGGCUUGGCAUACGCCAUGGCCAACACUGGGAUCAUCCUCUUCGUGAUUCUGCUGACCAGUAUCGCCGCCUUGUCUGCUUACUCAAUUCACCUUCUCCUAAGAAGCGCCGGUAUUGUGGGGAUCCCUGCCUAUGAACAGCUGGGCAAGCGGGCCUUUGGUGCUCGGGGGAAAGUGCUGGCAGCUUGUGUCAUCACCAUACACAACAUCGGAGCAAUGUCCAGCUACCUCUUCAUUGUGAAGUCUGAGCUUCCACUGGUCAUUCAAGACUUUAUGGGAACCCCAUCCAACUCCGCAGAGUGGUAUCUGAAAGGCAAAUACCUAGUUAUCAUUGCCAGCCUGAUAAUUAUCCUGCCUCUUGCUCUCAUGCGGCAGCUUGGAUACCUUGGGUACACUAGUGGACUUUCCUUGACAUGCAUGGUGUUCUUCCUUAUCUCCGUGAUCUACAAAAAGUUUAAUGUCAGGUGUCCUUUUGAAGACUACAACCUGACCCAACCCUUAACAGAUAUGGUCAACAGCACCAGUGAAGACAAUGUGUGCGAGGCCAAACUCAUCACGUUUAACUCAAGGACAUCGUAUGCCAUUCCAAUUGUGGCAUUUGCCUUUGUCUGCCACCCAGAGGUUCUGCCCAUCUACACGGAACUCCGGAAGCCGACGCAGAAGCGCAUGCAGAGAGUUGCUAACAUCUCCGUCUUAGCAAUGUUUGUCAUGUACCUUCUCACAGCUGUCUUUGGCUACCUCACCUUCUAUGAUAAUGUGCAGUCGGAGCUCCUCCAUACCUACAAGGGAGACAUUGCAGACAACCUGAUUGUCUGUGUGCGUUUGGCUGUGCUCAUGGCUGUGACCCUCACAGUGCCCGUGGUCAUCUUCCCCAUCCGGAGAGCCCUGCUCCAACUCUUCUUUAAUGACAAGCCUUUCAGUUGGGUGCGGCACAUUGCCAUUACAAUCGUCCUGUUGGUCUUUGUCAACAUCCUGGUCAUCUUGGUACCCAACAUCAAAGACAUCUUUGGAGUCAUUGGAGCCACAUCAGCGCCCACCCUGAUCUUCAUACUUCCAGGAAUAUUCUACAUAAGAAUUGUCCCUGAGAAUCUGGAACCACUGAACUCCAGACCAAAGAUUCAGGCUGCCUGUUUCGCAGCUGCAGGAUUCUUGCUUAUGGUUGUGAGCAUAUUCCUUAUCAUUAUGGACUGGGCAUCUGGAGGAAACCAAAGCAUAGGUGGACACUAACACAUCACCAGCAGCCAAAGACAUGAAGGCAGGACAGCACACCUCUACCCUACUGAAACGCCAGUCUCAAUCAUGCACAUCUUUGGCUGUGAUAAAGACUGCAUUGCAAAGGACCCUUGGGUUUAACAUAAGAGGCUUAUUUUCCUGUAGCUGAAAUGAUCCUGUGUCAUUUGCCCAAAUGGUCCAAUUAGAUUUUCUCAAACUUCCGUCUUUUCUAGAUCCAGUGUGAAUCCAGUGUAUCAAGUUGCUGGGUUGUUCAGUGUUCCCCUCACAGAUGGGUGAUGAUGUCUACAGUGGAAGCCAAAGCCAUACUAAGGCAAUCUUUUCAGCUUCCUGUAUAAAUCACAGGAGGAAUGCUAAUAAAAUUUUAUGAAUUUUGAUUUAAAGUCCCUUAAAAAACCAAAGUGACAGUUGCUGCAAUUUUAGUAAAUAGUUUAGUACAUAGAAAAAGUGAAAAUACAAAGAAUAAAAAUGUUUAAUGUAAUAUAUUUCUCUCAACUUGAAAUGUUUUAAUUUGAAAUCUAUAUUUAUAAUGCAACCCAGAGCAAAUAUAUAGUCAGUUUAUUUUCUGUCCCAAUGUAAUGACAAGCGACAAGUAGGUCUUUCAUGUUUGUUGGCCUGUGAGUUUGAAAGCUGGACCUGUUUGACUAUAAUAGUUACCUAACCCUUGCCACACAGCAAACCCAGCAGUUGCUUGUCAAGCCCUUGACCAGUGACCCGCCAUGGGACAGCUGCCACCCAUCUUAACCGUAUGGACGUUAUUCAGUUUGUUUUGUUGGGAAUGAUGUGUCAUGUCCAACUUUUUUUGAUAAUUUCUCCCACAAACAGCCAUUUCACAUCUCUGUAUACAUAAGUGUCCGUUUUGCUCCUACUGUACGUUCACACUGCAUCCAUGCAGACUUAACCUAACUAGAUCUCCUUGACCAGAGGCUGAUGUUUUCCUGUGCUCUGAUGGCAGUGAGAGGGUCUCGAGCAUUUCCAUGAAAACCGUUAUCCCUUAAGUGGCAGAACAGGAAAAGGACGCCCACUAAACGCAACGGUCUCUGUGGCAUUGCGCUCAUUUCUGUUUUGUCCUUUUCUUUGUUGUUGAUUUGUGUCACUGUUUUCCAUCUGUUCUCCGGUUGUUAUGUCACUGCAAGAACCAGGUCAAGACAAUUUACUUGUAAGUGUGAACUUAUGUAGCCAGUGAAGCUCAAUCAGUGUCAUGCAUUCGAUCUGCAAAAGCUCAAAAGGACUGACUGGACCAGGAGUCAAUCUCGUUGGACUGCAUGGUCACUCUAAGCAACAUUGAUUUUAAUUUUCAUCCAAGCUGUUUAGUAUUUUUGCAAUAAAGCCAAAAUGUGUAGCUUUAAUGGCUUAGAACAUCACAAAAUACGAUUAAUCAGAGCACGGGAGGUUCAGUCAUUGACUGAAGUUACUGAUUUUUUUUUGUCCAUUAUCUGAAAUAACGCAGCGAUGGUCUCUGUUCCAUAAAGUUGCAAAUAUUUGUCUUGUCUCUUCCAAUAAAUGCAGUUGAAUGAUUUUUAAAAA